AUGUACGAUUCCUUUCCGAGAUAUCAAAACUCAAUCGCAUAUCACUGCCUGACACCGUUCGACUCUUUCGUGGAGAAACGAGAAGUGACCCACGCCCCAACAAAGACCUCUACGAGCUCAGACCGGUUCUGCAUCACGACAUGA
Messenger RNA from Phytophthora nicotianae INRA-310, 144 nucleotides. RefSeq lists its product as hypothetical. The record is from RefSeq and is a predicted model, not a curated record. NCBI's taxonomy places the organism in Eukaryota, Oomycota, Peronosporomycetes, Peronosporales, Peronosporaceae. The transcript has a single exon. Bases 1 to 144 code for a protein of 47 amino acids.